AUGGUUCGAUUGUCGAUGGGAUCAUUGGGAGCGCAGUCAAGUGGAAAAAUUAUCAAUAUGAUGACAAAUGAUGUACAAACAGUUGAUCAUCUAGGACUUGACGCACAUUUUCUAUGGAUCGGCACAUUAGAAACUAUUGUCGUAUUAGUUAUCCUUUGGUCACAUGUUGGCUUCACUAUUCUACUGGCUAUGAUAUAUACAUUGAUGGUUAUUUCUGUUCAAAUUCUUUGUGGUAAAGUUAUGCAAAUUAUCUGGACUAAGCGUGUUCAACAAACAGAUUUGCGCAUUAAGCUAAUGAAUGAAAUCGUGAAAUCGAUUCAUCUCGUUAAAAUGUACGUUUGGGAAAGACCAUUUCAACUAAAAGUUGAACGCGUACGACGCAAAGAAACUUUUUAUGUUAUUUUAAAAUCAUUGAUGAACACUGUGAAAAUAGUCAAUGGGUACUCAUUUUCAUUGAUAUUCUUUCUAAUUGUUUUCGGUCUUCUUUGGUAUCGACGUGCUCCAUUCAAUACUGACUUUUUUACUAUUGCUUUCGUACUUAUCUCCUAUCUUCGACAUACUUAUUUGCAUGGAUUUGCUACUUCAUGUGUCAAUAUAUCGCAAUAUUGGGUAGCUGUACAGCGUAUUCAGGAAUUUUUAAAUGCUGGAGAGUUUAAUCAACAGAAAAUGAUUGUUAUCGAAAAUGAAUUCAACAGUGAAAAUAAAUUAACAGUCGAUAUUCAAAAUUUAUCAUCGACUUGGGAGAGUUCUUCCUUUCAACUACGGAAUGUGACAUUUUCGGCACGUACUGGAGAAUUGAUUAUUGUUAUUGGAUCGAUUGCAUCAGGAAAAAGCUCAUUGCUCAUGACUCUACUUGGUGAAAUGAAAAUGAUUGGUGGUGCUGUAAAGUUAAAUCGAAAUGCUCGUUUUUGUUAUGUACCUCAAGAAUCAUGGAUAUUUUCUGAUUCGAUUAAAGAAAAUAUUCUUUUUGGAAUGGAAUUCAAUGAGAAAAAAUUUAAUGAAUCUAUUUAUGCUGCUGGUUUCGAUACGGGAAAUCAAUUAGCCAGUGGAACUUAUUCGCAAUUACACCAAAUGUGUCCUGAAUUCAAACAAUGGACACAGACCAACACAAACAAUCCACGUUUGGAUUCAUCAUCUGCAUCGGAUACAGCUAGUCAGUUAAACUCAUCCCCUACGCCAGAAUUCGUUACACAAUUCUCGCUAUUCGCAGGAGUUCCCACUAGUCCUGAAACAGAAAAAUUGCUGGUACCAACAACUGAGAAAUCGGUUCAAAAGCAAACAGAAGAAUUUAAGCGUAUUGGUUCAGUAAGUGGUAGCGUCUACCUUCGAUACAUUCAAGCAAGUCUUUGGGGAGUCUUGGGCAUUGCGAUCAUAUUUACACUAUUCAUGGGAACUAGUGUCCUUACUCUAUUCACCAAUUGGUGGCUAGGUCGAUGGUCAAAUGCUGAACGAAUUCGAUAUGCAUCAAAAUCAACAAAUGCCAAUUGCACUAUUGAAAAUCAUUCACCGAUUCUAAAUAUGACAAUGAAUGCAUGGUUUAAAAAACGAGAUAAUUAUUUCUACACUCUACUAGGUUAA
This is a messenger RNA of Rotaria socialis, 1578 nucleotides long. The record is from the annotation of a GenBank genome assembly. NCBI's taxonomy places the organism in Eukaryota, Metazoa, Rotifera, Eurotatoria, Philodinida, Philodinidae.